Cynocephalus volans (Philippine flying lemur) is the source of this 528-nucleotide messenger RNA. Its product is annotated as eppin-like. Gene Ontology annotation, biological process: negative regulation of peptidase activity. The transcript has 4 exons. NCBI's taxonomy places the organism in Eukaryota, Metazoa, Chordata, Mammalia, Dermoptera, Cynocephalidae. The record is from RefSeq and is a predicted model, not a curated record. Bases 1 to 528 code for a protein of 175 amino acids. Gene Ontology annotation, molecular function: serine-type endopeptidase inhibitor activity. Gene Ontology annotation, cellular component: extracellular region.
AUGGAAUCUUCUGGACUUUUGUGCAUCCUGGUGCUAUUUAUCCUCUUUGCGAAUGUCCAGGGAACUCGUCUAAAUAACUGUAAGUAUUUACGGGUGGGCCCUUUGCCCUCCAAGGCUCAUGGUUGUACAAUUGCUUCUUCCCUAGGGAAAUGCCCCAGAAUCAGAGAGAAAUGUGAAUUCAAAGAAAGAGACAUGUGUACGAGCAACAGAGAAUGUGAGGACAGCAAGAAGUGUUGCGUUCUCAGCUGUGGAAAAAAAUGUUUAGAUCUUAAAAAAGACAUAUGCAAGAUGCCAAAAGAAUCUGGCCCCUGCAUGGCUUAUUUUCUUCGUUGGUGGUAUAGUAAGGAAAAUAACACCUGCUCCAGCUUUAUCUAUGGUGGCUGCCAGGGAAACAAUAACAACUUCCAAACCAAAAGCAUCUGCCAGAAUACCUGCAAAAAAACACGGAGUCUGGAAAACCCCAGACAAGAUGUGCCCCGUCUCCCUGUGGAUCAGAGGGACAGCGAGCCUCAGAGUUCUGAGGAUUAG